Molecule: messenger RNA, 1460 nt
Organism: Eupeodes corollae
Lineage: Eukaryota; Metazoa; Arthropoda; Insecta; Diptera; Syrphidae
Exons: 2
Coding region: 700-1236 (178 amino acids)
Source: RefSeq, a predicted model, not a curated record
ACCAUCACACCUCCAGCUUGAUACGACUCGUUACAGUUGGCAAAAGGCGACAUAUAACCCGGAAUAUUAUAUAAACAUAAUUCAUUUUCAUAAAUCCAUAUUUCAAUUAAAACUAUAACUAAAGGCAAAAAACUAAAGUUGAGAAAUUACUCCUAACACUCCGAAUGUUUUGUUGAAUACAAAGGUUAACAAUGGAAUCAGGGGCCUUACUACGGAACUCGAUUCUAAAGUAAAACUGUUCGAAUUCGCAAAAUCGGAACUCUGUAAUUCUAUAAGCAAGUUCUGAAAACGAAACUCGAACAGCUCUAGUACUGCCUAGUCGGUUUUUGUUUUACAACAAAUUUGGUACUACGUUUGGCUAAAGUUAAGGUCAAAAUCUUGCGAAUUCGGAAAUAAUCGUUCUACAUCAAAUGUGCUUGCGAAAAGAUCGAUCGAGGAAGUUUUUUUUCAGAAUGUAAGUAAAUAAAAGUUAUAAAUUAAUAAUUCUCAAAUAUUUCAUAAACAUAGUAAUAUGUAUGUAUAAUUUACAUGUUUUUUGUUCCAGGGCAUCAUCUAAAAUUCGAAACACUAAAGUGUCGCAAUUUGAAAUAAUGGUCAAUUAUAUGACCAAGCACCCAGACUUGUCCAAGGGUUAUUUAAAAACACCAGAAGCAAGACAAAAAUCAAAGCAUUUAUGGACCAAUCAGUCAAUCGAUUUGAAUGCUGAAGGUCCACCGCAGCGUGAUGCAGAGGGAUGGAAAAAGGUCUGGGCCGAUUUUAAGGUUCAUACCAAAGCCAAACUUAGAAAAAAUAAAUUUGUCUGGAACUGGUGGUGGUCCCCCGAAACAUCAUCCACUUACUCCACUGGAAGAGAAAGUCAGUGAGUUGCUUGACUUAGGUGAAGCAAUCGAUGGGAUGAAUGGAUCACUUAGUUUCGGGUUGCAAGACACCAGUAUGAGCUGCAGUCAAGAUCAUAAAGAAGCGGAAAUGUUUGAGGUUAUUGCUGAAACGCAAACAAACGACAACAUUAGCCAAAAGGUAAACCUACUACAUCCACGAAAAACACCAAAAAAAAGACAGUCGCUCCUCAAGAAGCAAGUUGAGCAUCAAAUACGUUACCAAAGCAAUUCCACCGAUGCUCUGAAGGAGAUUAAUAUAAAUUUAAAAGGAAUUUUAAAAUACCAAAAAAGAGAUUCUGAACUAAACGAAAAAAAACUACAAAUUGAAAAAAGACAAGCUGGAACUAAAAAAACAUAAAUUUGAAUUAAAAAAAAAGUUAUGUUGAGAAAAACAAAAAUACGGUGGCUAAAUUGCAAAUUAAAAUAGAAAUUCUACGCCUUCGACAGCAAAUAAAUACACCAUAUGUACAUGAGUAAAUACCAAACAAAUAUUUAUGUUUUAAAAAGUGAUUUUAUGAUUUUUUAUGUUUUUAGUUUUAAAAGUGAAUUUAUGUUUUUUAGUUUUAAAAGUGAAUUUAUGAA